AUGGGAAAGUUCGUGACGAAAGUUGGUUUGCAAAAAAGAGGAGUUAGAGUGGAUAGCGUUGUGUGCAGCAGAUACGGGUUUCAAGACGAGACAUCAGACCAUAUUUUUGCUUCUUGUCUUCUUGCUAGAGUAGUGUGGUGGCAUGUCUUCAAGUGGGUUCGAAUUCCGGUCCUGACGGAAUGCAACUCGGUUUCUCAUAUUACUGAUCACAUCUCAGGACAAAUAGGGGCAAAGACAUGGAAGAAAACUUUGCAGCUCGUCGCUUUUGCUACGUUUUGGAGGAUUUGGUUGGCACGCAAUGACAAAGAAUUCAACUGCAAGACGACUUCGGUUCCAAGGCUUGUGGAAUUGAUCAAGGAGGCCGCCUACGUAUGGGUUAAGAAUAGGAGGCAGUUAAAGGCAAUCAGCUGGCCCGACUGGCUAGACUUCAAUGUUGUUUCGUUUUUGUAA
This is a messenger RNA of Helianthus annuus (common sunflower), 450 nucleotides long. RefSeq lists its product as uncharacterized. The transcript has a single exon. NCBI's taxonomy places the organism in Eukaryota, Viridiplantae, Streptophyta, Magnoliopsida, Asterales, Asteraceae. The record is from RefSeq and is a predicted model, not a curated record. The coding region runs from base 1 to 450 and encodes 149 amino acids.